Molecule: messenger RNA, 2733 nt
Organism: Aspergillus bombycis
Lineage: Eukaryota; Fungi; Ascomycota; Eurotiomycetes; Eurotiales; Aspergillaceae
Exons: 1
Coding region: 1-2733 (910 amino acids)
Source: RefSeq, a predicted model, not a curated record
AUGUCUGGGGCUCUUCCGCAAACCCUUCGCUCCAUCACCGACAUCAAAAUCGCCGAGCUUUCCAAACAGCGCUCGCUCUUUGAGAAGCAACGAGAGGAGAUUCUUCAAGCAGCCGCAGACGCACCCGAUCUGCGGUCCAAGGCACGGGCUCUCUUGGAGGGAAUCACCAAGCUCAAUGGCUACCCAAAUGAUGCUUUCGACCGAGAGGAUCUGGAUACACAAUCUGGAGAGUCGGAGGCCGAGACUACUGUGGAGGACACUACCGUCCGUGCUGCCCAUAUCAAUAUCCGCCGCUUUCUUCUGCAGUGUCAGUUUGACCCGUCGGUAUCGGACCGGAGCUUAGGCGAUUGGGUUGCGCAGCUCGAGGAAGAGUUAAACUUCCUGCACACCCGUCACGAACAUGCUUCCUUCUACAGCAACCUGGUCACGGAGUGGCUGACCGGCCUUGAGUCCGAGGGAGACUCCGCUGAGGAACAAGGCUCUGAGUCCGAGCCCGCAAGACGUGCUGAAAUGCAGGAGCAGCGAGCAACGUGGGAGCAGUAUGUGUUCAACGACGCGAAUGUAGAUGAGAAAACAAUCAACGAAUACCUUGACGGUCUGUUCACAAAAACGAACCAAUCUCAGCAAGCGUUGAAAACCCUGCGGCAGAAGGUGAAGGCCUUUGGCGAUGACUAUACAUCGACACGGGCUCGGUUUGAUGUUGACACGCUUCAAUGGGUGAGCAAGGCCCUCUUGAAAUCCGACUCUCUCACCAAGGAAAAGUCCGCCAUCCUGAAGGAUUUUAUGCUCAACAAGGCUGUUGCCCAGGAGGUGGCGGAUGUUUUGAACAUGCGCCUUGCGGCCCUUGAUAGCUGGCAAUGGCCACCCGAGGGUCUCCCUCUGGAAAUGCGUCGUCAGCUGAACGGCAAGUACCGGGUAUUCCAGGAUGAGGAUCUGCUGGACAGUCUUCUGUUCCAGUAUCUCGGGCUCUAUUGGGCAGUGACUUUCCGAACCGCAUUUGUCAAUUUCCAGAAGACCUGGGCCUGGAAAAGCCUGCGUCAGCCUAUCUCGAAGUCGGAGCGGGUGCGGCGUCAACACUUCCUGGGUAGGGAUAACGGGCGGGGCGUCAGGUCCGUGAACGACGCGAGACGCGAUACGUACAGAACCGAUUAUUUCAUGACUCAAUUGCCUUCCUCGUUAACUGCAGGUGGGCGGGGGUAUGAUGACGAUAACGACACCGACGAUGUUGAGGAAGAUAACCGCAAGAACGCCCUGGAGACAAAGCACUCGCUUCUCCACCUCCUGAUUACGGAGACUAUCGUGCAGACCCGUAUUCAUGGACAAUUCACGGCCAUUCGGUCGGACUUCAAGGACUUUGGACCGUCUAUCCCACAUACCACGAUGCUCACUGUGCUGGCGUACUUUGGAGUGCCACAGAAUUGGCUCGAUUUCUUCAAGAAGUUCCUGGAGUGUCCCCUCAAGUUUGCUCAAGAUGGACCAGAGGCCACGGUGCAGACCCGUAGACGCGGAAUCCCCACAAGUCAUACACUCUCGGACUGCUUCGGGGAGGCUGUACUGUUCUGCAUGGAUUACGCAGUGAACCAAAGCACGAAUGGUGCUUACUUGUAUCGCAUGCACGAUGAUUUCUGGUUCUGGGGUCAGAAGCAGACUUGUGUCAAAGCUUGGAAUACUAUGACCGAGUUUGCUCAAGUGAUGGGUCUCGCAUUUAACGAGGAGAAGACCGGAACAGUGCAUCUGGAGAAUAAAGACAGGUCCGGCCAACAGCCGUAUCAAGACUUGUCUUCCUACGCAAAGAUCGAGCAAACCGAGGGCUCGAAUGCUCUACCCACCGGCGACAUCCGGUGGGGCUUUUUGAAGCUUGACGCUCAGGAGGGCCGAUUCAUCAUUGACCAAGAGGAAGUGGACAGCCACAUCUUGGAGCUCCAGCACCAGCUCUCUGCAUGCAAGAGCAUCUUCUCCUUCGUUCAGGCAUGGAAUAGCUACUUCGGUCGCUUCUUCGCGAAUAAUUUCGCCAAACCGGCCAUGUGCUUCGGACGGAGUCACAUCGAUAUGGCCAUUACCACACUUAGCCGCAUUGAGCGCACCAUCUUCCCAGAUAGCCCCAGCGGCGUCACCGACCACCUUCGAAAGAUGAUCGCUGAGCGAUUCGAUAUUCACGAUCUCCCCGAGGGUUUCUUCUACUUCCCCGUUGAAUUUGGCGGUCUCGAACUCACGAACCCGUACAUUCCUCUUCUCGCCAUGCGCGAGAACAUCAAGCAAACGCCUUCCGGCCGCCUCCAAAAGGCCUACACCAAGGAUGAGACCGAAUAUCACACCGCCCAAGAACGAUUUGAGAAAGACGGGCCUGAGGAACCAGCCUCUGCUGAAGUUUUCGGUGACGAUGAGGACCCGACUGCCUUUAUGUCUCUGGAAGAGUACGCCCGCUACUCAGAGACGUAUAGUAGCCACCUUCUCGACGCAUACAAUGAUCUCGUUGGCGUCCCGCUCGAAGUGACGAUCAACCAGUCACCAAAGCUUCGCAUCAACCAGAUGACAUUGGAGGAGGACCCCAGCAGCCGUCUGGUCCUUUCUAACAAAUGGGAUACAAUGCCGCCGUACUGGAAGUGGACAGCGGAACUGUACCAGGGGGAGAUGGUGAAGAGAUAUGGCAGUUUGACCGCAGUGAGUAAGGAGCUCAUGCCGUUGGGAGUUGUGCAGACCUUGAAGCAAGGCAAGUUCCGGUGGCAGGGCUAG